Molecule: messenger RNA, 1332 nt
Organism: Sphaerulina musiva SO2202
Lineage: Eukaryota; Fungi; Ascomycota; Dothideomycetes; Mycosphaerellales; Mycosphaerellaceae
Exons: 2
Coding region: 1-1332 (443 amino acids)
Biological process (GO): protein targeting to lysosome; endosome to lysosome transport; early endosome to late endosome transport
Cellular component (GO): extrinsic component of endosome membrane; early endosome; late endosome
Molecular function (GO): phosphatidylinositol binding
Source: RefSeq, a predicted model, not a curated record
AUGGCUCAAGGCACCGCCACCACACGCCCAUUGAGACAAGCCCAGCAUCGCAGCAGACUGAGUGAACACCACUCCCGGAACUCCACCCAGCUCAACACUGCCACUGCCACUACUGCUACUACCACCACCACCACCACCACCACCUCCUCCACCCCCGACGCGGCUACCACGGCAUACAUCAAGCGCGUGCUAUGUACCGCGACAGCGACUCCCGCUCAAGCCACGGAAUCGCCUGCUCACCCACCGUCUAUCGAGGCUCUCGAGCAGCUCUUGCCGCCACUCACGAGCUCGAACGAGGUCGAUGUUCAAUUGUAUGCAUUCAUCGCCGUCAUUCUCCACAUCUUCGUUCAGUCCUGGUACAGCCGCAUCACGCCUGAUCAGGAAUUUGUGGCCGGGAUCGUGCAGAUCAUUGCCCACUGCACCAGAGAACUAGAGCAACGUCUUCGUCAUGUGGAUCUGGAAUACCUACUGCUGCAUGAGCUUCCUGGACUGCUGGCAGAGCAUGUAGACGCGGUUCGUAUAUCUUACGGCUCGCGAAUCUCAAGAUUUACGACCGCAGAAGUGUGUCUGCGAUAUGAGUCCCUUCACCCCCACGUGGCUCUCGGUCCCGCCCCAUCGCACGCCAUGGCCGAGCGUGAGCAGCAGGACAGCGAGGCUGCGUGGUGCUUACUUCUCGUGGAUCGACUCUUGCCUCUGGUAUUGCCGCCAGAGGAUUUGCACAAUCCAUGUCUAGAAGUGUUGGUGUCGGAAAUUCUCUCGGAAAUGAUUUUUCACAACGGGAUAUGUGGGAAGGCUUGCGAACCGUGGCUGAUAUGGGAUGGCAUCGCGAAGCUAUUGCGCGCACUACGCCCGAGCGAAGAUCAUAGAAAACAGGCCCCUGAAUCUUUGAGCCCGUCUGUGAACGACCAUCGAUAUUCAGGUGAUGCACCAGCAUCAAGAAGAUCUCAGCGCUACGACUGGCUCCAUUGGCGCUUUGACGUGGCCAUCAAUACCUUUUGGACCGUCCUACAAGUCAUGAUGAUGUUAUGGACUUUCCUGCGUUGCACAACCAUUGCAUUGAUGCGCGCCUCGUCGAUCCAGGCGCGGGCAUUGCCACCCAUGCAGACAUUGUACGGAUCGACCGGAACGUCUGCUGCUUCUCUGCCGAGUCUCGACAAGACGCGUAUGGAGACGCGACCGAUCAUCGAUAUGCACGUCUGGGGAUGCAUGUCUGAGCUGUUCAUGCUCCACAGACGGGCACCGUGGCUGUCUGGCUUCCUAUCACUGCUACGUUGUCUGGCCCUAUACGGGCCCGGUCAGGUCGGCUGCGCGAACAGUAGACUGGAUAGGUGA